UCCAACAAGGGGCUGAUGGCAGGUGCAGAGAAAAUGGUUGAAUGCCUUCUCAGAUCAGACAAGGAGAACUGGCCGAAAACUUUGAAACUUGCAUUGGAGAAAGAAGAGAGCAAGUUCAGUGAACUGUGGAUGGUAGAGAAAGGUGCAAAAGAUGUCAAAAUGAAAGAUUUUGAGGAUGAUGAAAUGAAAACUUUGGAUGUACAGGUUUUCUACUGGGAAGAACCAGAAAACCAGAAUCUUAAUUCAUGCCCUUCUUCAGAAGUGCCUCAUACUUACAGCCCAUUGAAGCCAAGAAAUUACCAACUAGAGCUUGCUUUACCUGCUCAGAAAGGAAAAAACACAAUAAUGUGUGCUCCUACUGGUUGUGGAAAAACUUUUGUUUCACUUCUUAUAUGUGAACAUCAUCUUAAAAAAUUUCCACAAGGACAAAAGGGGAAAGCUGUCUUUUUUGCUAUGCAACUCUCAGUGUAUAGGCAGCAGAAAUCUGUGUUCUCAAAGUAUUUUGGAAGACUUGGGUACAAAGUUGUAGAUUCUGGAGUAACAUGUGACAAUGUCUCAGUGGAACAGACUGUUGAGAACAAUGGCAUCGUCAUUUUAACUCCACAGAUUCUUGUGAACAACCUUAAAAAUGGGACUAUUCCAUCACUCUCUGUCUUGAUGAUAUUUGAUGAAUGCCACAACACUAGUAAACAUCAUCCUUAUAAUAUGAUCAUGUUUAAUUGUCUAGAUCAGAAAUUUGGAGGGUCUUCAGACUCACUGCCCCAGGUCAUUGGGCUGACUGCCUCGGUUGGCACUGGGGAUGCCAGAAAUACAGCUGAAGCCACAGAAUAUAUCUGCAAAUUGUGUGCUUCUCUCGACACAUCAGUGGUAGACAAAGACAACUUGGAGGAACUGGAGGAGAUUGUUUAUAAGCCCAAGAAGUUUUUCAGGAAAGUGGAAUCACGGACCACCAACAGAUUUAAAUGCAACAUAUCUCAGUUGAUGAUAGAGACAGAGUCUGUAAACAAGCGUAUAUGUACACAGACAGAAAACUUAUCUCAAAUUCAAAAUAGGAAUUUUGGAACACAGAGAUAUGAACAGUGGAUUAUCACAGUUCAGAAAGCAUGCAUGGUGUUUCACAUGCAAGAUGAAGAAAGCAGGAUUUGUAAAGCACCGUUUUUCUACACAUCGCAUUUGUGGAGAUACAAUGAUGCCCUCAUUAUCAAUGAGCAUGCUCGAAUGAAAGAUGCUCUGGAUUACUUAAAAGACUUCUUCAGAAAUGUCCAAGCAGAAGGAUUUGAUGAGAUUGAGCAAGCGCUCACUCAGAGAUUUGAAGAGAAGCUGCAGGAACUAGAAUGUAUUUCCAUGGAUCCCAGCAAUGAGAACCCUAAACUCAAAGAUCUCUGCUUCAUCUUGCAAGAAGAGUACCACUUAAGCCCAGAGACCAGAAUCAUCCUCUUUGUGAAAACCAGAGCACUCAUGGAUUCUUUAAAGAAAUGGCUUGAAGAAAAUCCUAAGCUCAGCUUUCUCAAACCUGGCAUAUUGACUGGACGUGGCAGAACAAAUCAGAAAAUAGGAAUGACCCUCCCAGUACAGAAGUGUGUAUUGGAUGCAUUCAGAACUGAUGGAGAUAACAAGAUUCUGAUUGCCACCUCAGUUGCUGAUGGAGGCAUUGUCAUUGCUCAGUGCAAUCUGGUCCUCCUAUAUGAGUAUGUGGGCAAUGUCGCCAAAAUGAUCCAAACCAGAGGCAGAGGAAGAGCAAGAGGGAGCAAGUGUUUCCUUCUGACUAGUAAUGCCGAUGUAAUCGAAAAAGAAAAAAUAAGCAUAUAUGAAGAAAAAAUGAUGAAUGACUCCAUUUUAAGCCUGCAGACGUGAGAUGAAGCAGUAUUUAAAGAAAAAGUUUGCCAGAUACAGAUUCAUGAAAAAUUCAUCAGGGAUAAUCAAGGAAAAGUAAAACCUGUGCUUGAUAAGGAAAAUAAAAAACUGCUCUGCAGAAAGUGCAAAACCUUUGCAUGUUAUACAGCUGAUAUAAGAGUGAUGGAGGAAUGCCAUUUCCCUAUGGUUGGAGUUGCUUUCAGGGAGCAUUUUGUGAGUAAGUUACACCCCAGACCAAAGAGCUUUGGGAGUUUUGAGAAGAGAGCAAAGAUCUUCUGUGCCAGGGAGGACUGCAGCUAUGACGGGGGAAUCCAUGUGAAGUAUAAGGUAUUUGAGAUUCCAGUUAUAAAGACUGAAAGUUUUGUGGUGGAAGAUGUUGCAACUGGAGCUCAGACACUGUAUGCAAAGUGGAAGGACUUUCAUUUUGAGAAGAUCCCAUUUGACGCUGCAGAAAUGUCCACUUGAGCUCAGGACCUCAGUCUGCAGGGAAUGGGUGACCUUGAGUGAGGAAGAAAUUAGACCAGUGGGUGAAUCACAGAUCACUUGUACCACUGUCAGGAUAUUUUCCCUAAGGCUUGUACUGUACUGAGUAUAUAUCACUUAACUUCUGUUGUUUUCAGCAGUUUGUACUGUAUCACUUACAUAAAACACGAGUGAAUGAAUCACAGCACUCAGUGAAUCACUUUGUAGGUCAGUAGAGCUUGGGAAAAAUGAAAAAGGCUUAACUUAUUGCCAUUCUUCCCUUCAGAACCCACUGCCAGUGUGCACCGCUAGCCACUCAGUACACAUUGAGAUAAAUGAAUGAGUGAAUGGAAUGUUGAAAGGUUUUCCAUACUUCCCUUUCUUUCCUUAACCUACUGUAAACUGGCUUUUGCCCUUAAUAAUCUACUGAAAUUGUUUUUGUCAAGGUCACCAGCGACUCUGGUGGCCCAAUCCACUGGGCACGUCUUAGUCCUUCCCUCUGUUUGACCUCUUUGCUGCUUUUGGCCCUGUUGAAUACUCCUUUCUUGGAACUCCCUCUUGGCCACUAGCGCUUCUAACUCUACUCCAGUCUUUUCUAUUGGCUCCUUUUUGCUGAUCCUUUACACGUUGGUAAUUCCAAAGGUUCAAUAUAUAUACACAUACAGGCAUAAUAGUCACAUACACUUGUGUUCUCUAUGUGUGGCAUCUGAUCUUAAAAUUCUACCGUGGACAAUUUUUAGUCAUGGGGGCAUUUAAAUAAUACAGUACUCAUUGAGAAGUUGAUUUCUGUUCUUUUGGUUUACUCUACAUCUUGACCGAUUAAUUUGUUUUCUUAACCUGUGCCAUUGUUCCCUUCGAAUGGUCAUUUCAAGCCAUUUUCCAGUAAUAGUUGAUGGUCAACAUUCGGACUCUGUUCUCAGGUAGGUCCCUUGGAUGAUACUGAAGAGGCAGUUUAAUUUGGCUGUCCUUUCUACUUAAAAACUUAGAAUACAUAUCCGAAUGGCAUUCCUGUGUCACUUAACAAGGCUGAUGCUCCAGAGCUUAGUUUGGGGUUUUCCAGACACGGGGACAACUACCUGAGUUUUACUGUCUCCAUCCAGGCCAAGGUAUUUUAUGUUCCGCUCAGGAUAGCCUCUGUAGUAAUUUAAGCAUCUUCUUAAAACAGAUUCAGAUUAGUUGUUUGUAAUUCACUAGGACCAUCAAUGGCUUUAACAAACCUCCAAAACAUCAUAAAAUGUUAAUAUGCUCAGCAUAAGGGGUCGCAUAACUCUAUUCAGAUAGCACUUAUAUCUGAAGGCUUACUGGUGUCCAGGAGGCCACCCAGACCCCCAGAUCAGUCCUGGAGAUCAGUGGGGUGACCUGCUGCAGCCACUUCUUCCUCCUUUUGAUCUGAUGAGAGUCAGAGAACUUGCCAGUUACAUAACUUCUCCUAGGCUUAAUUUUCUUCAUCUGUGAAACAAGGAUAACACAUACCUGUAAGAGUUAGUAGAGAGUUUUUAACUGAAAUAACAUAAAGUACUUGAUAUACAUAGUAGUUGUUUGAUAAUGGUUAUUAAUAGUAUUCUUAGUAAGACACAAUAAAAUGGGUUAUUUAAGCCAACUUGCUUGCUAAUUUUUAUUCAUUUUCCAUUUAUAUUUUAUUAGAGUAUUAACGUUCUGGUCACCAGUUUUAAUAUGGGCUUUGUUCCCACACCACCAAGCAAUUCACCAACGGGGUGUCCUACCAUUCAAUUCAAUUCUGCCACUAUCUGCCUGGAGAUGGCGUCAGAUCCCUACAAGUUAAGGGCUCAGUCCUACAAAACUGCCCCACCUCUUCCCUACUUCAGAAGCCAAAUUGUUAUUACCUGUGCCUCUGACCAAUUGAAUACAGAUGAGAGGUUACAGCAACCUCCUCUGUGGGCUUAAUUUGCUAGAGAGGCUCACAGAACUCAGAGAAACCUUUUACUUACUAGAUCAUCGGUUUAUUAUAAAAGGAAGUAACUCAGGAGCAGCCAGAUGAAAGAGAUGCAUAGGGUAAGGUUUGGGGAAGGGGCUCAGAGUUUCUGUGUCUUCUCUGAAUCUCUACGUGUUCACAAACCUGGAAGCUCUUUGAACCUUGUCCUUUGGGUUUAAUGGAGGUUUCAUUACGUAAGCAUGAUGGAUUAAAUCAUUGGCCAUUGGUAAUUUAUUCAACCUCCAGCCCCUCUCCCCUCCCCUGAGGUCAGGGGAUGGGACUGAAAGGUCUAACCCUGUAAUCACGUGGUUGUUUUUCCGGUAACCAGCCCCCAUCCUUAGGGGUGGUCCAAGAGUCGCUGGUUAACAUAACAAGAGACACCUUUGUUGCUCUUAUCACGAAAUUCCAAGGGUUUUAGGAGCUCUGUGCCAGAAACUAGGGACAAAGACCAAAUAUAUAUUUCUUAUAAAUCCCAAUCUAACAAGUAUCUCUUUGUAUAUGUGCGUGCCCUUUUUGGACGCUGCUAUUUAAGGACUCCAACAGGAUGUAUACAACAUCCACUGGAAAUCUAUUUGAGAAAAGUUCUUGCAAGUAUCUAAAUAAUUCAAUUUGGAUGAAGGUGAAUAGUACAGCCAACAGAAGAAUGCAGUCUAAAGCUGAAACAAGAAAAAUAAUUUCCUUGUUUGACUUUAGCCUGGAGUCAAGCCAUUGCAGGCAUAGAGCAUGGAACAGAGUAGGCAUUUGGUUAAUAUUUAUUGAAUGAAAGAAACCAGUAGGUAGGGUUUUAAGAAUUGCGCACUCUUAACUGAUGUCCAAAUGCUGGUCGUUGGAUUUCUAGGUCAAAGGCUACAUUUCAGAACCAACUGGGGAGUCUUUUUCAUGGCACAUGCCCAGCCCCCUUAGAACAUCCUGCCAGGGUGUGUCUAGCCACGUGUACGUUUUGAAGUUCCUCAGGUGG
Molecule: messenger RNA, 5207 nt
Organism: Aethalodelphis obliquidens (Pacific white-sided dolphin)
Lineage: Eukaryota; Metazoa; Chordata; Mammalia; Artiodactyla; Delphinidae
Gene: RIGI
Product: RNA sensor RIG-I
Biological process (GO): antiviral innate immune response; cytoplasmic pattern recognition receptor signaling pathway
Cellular component (GO): cytoplasm
Molecular function (GO): double-stranded RNA binding; ATP binding; zinc ion binding
Source: RefSeq, a predicted model, not a curated record